Molecule: messenger RNA, 4595 nt
Organism: Astyanax mexicanus (Mexican tetra)
Lineage: Eukaryota; Metazoa; Chordata; Actinopteri; Characiformes; Acestrorhamphidae
Product: P2Y purinoceptor 1-like
Exons: 1
Coding region: 40-1131 (363 amino acids)
Biological process (GO): G protein-coupled receptor signaling pathway
Cellular component (GO): membrane
Molecular function (GO): neuropeptide receptor activity
Source: RefSeq, a predicted model, not a curated record
UCUGCAGCCGAGCCGCGUGAAGGGCUGAACUACAUCAGCAUGGAGGCCACAAGAGGCAACGUCUCAGGGAGCAUCUUGGGGAACUCCUUGGGGAAUGUCUCGGGGAACACCUCGGACUGCCAGCCCAUUGACCUGCCCUUCACCCAUAGAUUCCUGCCCACUGUCUACAUCCUGGUCUUUAUCAUUGGCAUGACAGCCAAUGUGUUAGGCUUGCGGUCAGUCUACAGAAGCUGGAAAAAGAUGGGCAACAUCAACGUCUUCAUCCUGAACCUUGGCGUGGCAGACCUGCUCUACGUGUCCACCCUGCCGUUCCUGGUUAGCUACUAUGCAUCGGACAGCAAGUGGAGGUUCGGCCAGACGUUCUGCAAGAUCACAAGGUUCUGCUUCAACCUGAACCUCUACGGCAGCAUCGGCUUCCUCACCUGCAUCAGCCUCUAUAGGUACCUUGGGAUUGUCCACACCAUGAAGGUGAUGGGCAAGAUCAACACCAGGAUGUCGGUGGCCAUCAGCGCCCUUGUGUGGACCUUGGUCUUUAUCCAGAUCCUGCCAGACAUGUUCUUCGAUAAAUCUAAGCCGAACUCUACAGACGCCUGUUACGACACAACCACGGAUGAUUGGAUCCGAGACUACUUGCCCUACAGCAUGGGCUGGACCGUCACAGGCUUUGUGGUGCCCCUGCUGAUCAUCCUGCUCUGCUACGGCCACAUCGUGUGGGUCCUAGCCACCAGGGCCAACGUCAACACCCUGCUGAAGCAGCGCUGCCUGAAGUUGGUGGUGAUGUUGACCGUGCUCUUCUCCAUCUGCUUUAUCCCGUACCACGUCUUCAGGAACCUCAACCUCAAAACCAGGAUCCUGAAGGCGGAGGGGACGUGCCACAGGAGCUUUGACGACAUCUACGUCGCGCACCAGGUGAGCCGGGGGCUGGUGUGCAUGAACAGCGCCAUCAACCCGCUGAUCUACCUGGUGGGCAACGAUGAGUUCCUCAUGCGCCUCCAUGACAUGAGCAAGCGUGCCAGGCUGUCGCUCUUGCAGAUGUCAGGUGCCAUCAUCUACCGCCGGCCGCAGGAGAUGGACUCCGUGGCCGACACUCGACCUGGAGCUCACAACGCUGUGGAUGUUGAAAGGAACUGACUGAUGUUGACGUUGUUGGACCCAGUAAAACCAUGGAACCACAAGAAAUGAACAAGUGUGGUUCUAGUUUUGGUUCUGCUUCAGUUUGGUGAUGUUACUGCUGAUGUGGAAUGGAUUAGGAAAGGGUGGAACCAGUUGUACGUAAGUUUGGUUCUAAGGUGUUUCACUCUAGCUGUUAUCUAGCUUUAAAUUAGUUGAAGAGCAAUGAUGUAUCUACGCAACAUUAAUGUAUAGAUAAACUUAAAGACAUUUAUGUUGACGUAUUCCAACUUGCCAUCUGACAGAACAAAAGCAGCCACAGUGACAACUGAUGCCAUUAUGAAUGAAGUUCAUGUAAAAUGUUUUGUUGUCAGUUAUUGUUACUGUAAACAAUAUUAUGUACCACUAUAUUCAAAAACUAGCCUCUCUUUAAGCUUAAAAAUAGAUGGAUAGAUGCAACCACCCUCAAGUGUUACAGCUUAAAAAAUGCAUCAAACUGACCUUGUAAUCUAGACCAAUAUUGCACAUAUUACCAUUGCUCUGGAUAUUUAUUACAUAUAUUUUAUUAUCACAGAUAUUCUGGGAGUAUGUGGCUGAAUGGACUGAACUUGAACUCUGUAUAUGAAGAAUUAUUGUAAACUACUGAAUAUAAAGAGCACGGCCUAAACAGGACAACUAGGCUUAACUGAGUUUUACUUCAUCUGUAAACAAUACAAACAGGCCUAACAGACAUUAUUAUAGUUGUUUUAAUUAAGGGAAUAAAAAGUAUUGAAGGAGUAGUGAACUUCAGCUCUUUCUGGAAGUAUUGAUAGAGAUUUAUCAUCCAUUAUCACUUCAGGAAUCCAAUAACCCCCAAACUGGAGGGUUUAUACUAGGAGUGAGUGGUAAAAUGUUAUAUUGCAAUAUUUCUAAACAUUUUCAUGAUAUUUAAUAUUUUAAAUAGUACAUUUUAAAGAGUUUAUCAGAACUGGUUUGAAUUUGAACCGUACUGUGUGUACAACUGUUUUAAUUAUUAUAUUAUAAACUGUAUAAUACUACUGCUUUUCAUGUGCUACUCUUGAUGUUCGGGGCAGCCAUCUUGGCUUCUGAACUCAGGGUUGAUGCAACUCUUCUGAUUCUGACUUUCCACAUUGGAUAUUGGACUUGGCGAUGUUCCAUUUCCAGACAUUUCCUGUUUGGAACGCAGAAAUGACGACAUCCGAGUUCAAAUGGAAUGCAGCAUUUUUUCAACAUGAAACAUUCAAAACAUAUUUGCAGCCAGAAGAAGCACUAUUCCAACAGGACAAUGAUCAUCCUCAUACCAGCAGUAUAUCAAAAACUGGACUUGAAGAUACAAAGCGAUGCUAUGCCAUGGCCAGCUGUAUCACCAGAUCUGGGAUGCUGUUGGAUGAAUAAUCAAGAUUCAUACCCCUAUGGGAAAAUUGGCAGAAAAUUAAUGGAAAUAUUUGAGUUGCGUGGAAGGGAUGGCUUAUCACAGGACACCAUUAGGAGCCUCUACAACUCCAUGCUGAGACAUGUGGCAAUGUGUUGCAAUCUUACACAUGCAUCACAUAUCAGUCAAUAUUGCUCAUAUCAGUCUAAAUAGGUAAUCAUUUAUUGUUCCUGGUAACUUUUAUCUUAAACUGAAUAGCACUGCAAUCCCACAUUUUCUUCUGGGCACAGCUAUUGUAAAUACAAUGUGUAGAUAUAAAUUGUAUGCGCUUACUUGAAAGCUGUCUCUAAACAUUUAGACAAUUGUUCUCCCUGUACUCAAAUGACCAGUCAACUUCAGAACAUAAAAAACAACAGUCUAUUCCAGCUGAAGAAUUGAAUCUCGGCCUGCAUGUGAAGUGAAGUUAGUUUGCACUGUUUUAAAUGGACUCAGAGCUUCAAAUAUUGGUCUGCUCUAGAACUUAGCUCCUGAUAAGCUGGUGCUACAUUCCACACAGUUCCGAGCCGAUGGAAAAUCCUGCCCCGGGCCUGAAAGCAGCCCACUUCAGACAGUCAGAGGAAACUCAGUGAGUUAUGGUCCGAUUGUUGGCUGUAUUCUGUUCGGACUGAUUAAAUCCGAGGCCUGUGUUCUGAGAAAACAGAGGAAGGUGAAGGCAGGAGUUCCCAACAUCAAACAUUUUUCACGACCAUAUACAGAUGUUUGGCACAGACGCCACCAGUGACGCACUGAGAGUGUAAUCAGCGCAGUGGUGGGAGUUGCGGUGGGUGAAAGUAGUAUGGUGGUAAGAAGGUUCUGUGACGGGCAGGAUCUGCAGACAGGAUCUUACACCAUCAUUUAUUUUCAUUACAGCUCAAAUAUAAAGACAUUUCCUCUCUGUUUCUCAUUCUGAACCUUCUGCCACCAGAAACGUCUGCUCACAAUCAAAUCACUGGAUAAAGGAUUUCCUUUUUUAGCACAAAAUAAAUUAGCUGGUCAUUGUAACAUUUAUCAGGUCAAUUUGUUGUUAAAUUUGAAAAACUGGGUGUAAAACCUUUUUUCAUUUGAUAUAGUAAAGUAGAAAUGUGUUCAUCCAUUUUUCUCAUUUUUUUCAUUUCUGUUCCUCAGUAUUUCCAAAAAUCUGAAAAUAAAGUAAAAUUCAUUUUCAUCAAUCCUUAUAUUCAGAUUGUGAGAGACAAAAAUAAAAAAAUAUGGACUGGAAAAACAUAGUAUCUUCGAUACAAUGCAAAAUAUUUUCAACUUUUUCAAUGUUUUUCAACAGUUUUUAACUUUAUGGCGAAAUCCAGUGGUUUGCAGUGUUGCCAGUUUGGGCUCUUUCAGGACAAAAAUGUGUUUUGAUGGGUGGACAAAAGUACCCUGUGCCAAAUAUUCUAUGAUGUGGAGUUGAAUUGAAUUUAUUUUUAUUUAGUUGUCAUGUGUCAUAUUAUAAAAAUGCAUUAGGCUAAAUUGUUUAAAUGUUGUUUUUGCCAUUUUUGUUGUAUACAUAUUUAAGAUAUCAGCAGUAUUCAAGACUGUGUAGGAAUAAAUGCUGUAAUAUUGUUGAUAUGCUGAACAUUGGCUGUUGUGUUUUUGAAUGAUUCUCUUUGUAAUUUGAUGGAUUUGAAACAUGUAACAAUCUGGCAACCCUAGUGGUCAUCACUGGUUCUGUACGUUCCUCUGUCGGUUGCUUAGUAAAGAUACAUACAGUGAAUACUGGUACACAUUUAGCUGAUGUAGUAUGCUACAAUAUGUACUAUAAAUUAUGAUACGUUGUGGGAGUUUUUAGUGCCCUAAAAAUCAUUCAGAUUCAGAUUCCCUUUACAAUUCAGGCGCUUAGAAAAAACGGCCAUAGAAAACAUUCUCAACAGGGGCUGUGGCUAAAACUGAAAACAGAAACGGACAAAACAGAGAGUUUUUUAAACUGACAAAAUGUACUCUAAAUGUACCACCUAAUACAGUUUAUCCCAUUCUUAUUGGCACCUAUUGGGCACCACAUCACAUUUAAUCCACUGGUGGUGUGUCACUUCUUCAUUAGAGGAGCAGGUACCAGACCAGACACUACAUUAUAUUCUCUCCC